AUGCGGGUAUCUAGUAUAAACCAGUUACCGUUGGUUUCGUUAAAUUUGAUAGCACCGUUAUACACAAACAUAAAGUUUGAAAUUUAUAGCAUGACAUCCACUGGAAUUAACAUUGGAUUGGACGAUGGAGGGCGAAGCUCCAGCCGUGUAUUAAGGCCCCCAGGCGGAGGCCAUACGGAUAUUUUCGGAGGAGGAGAAGAUGUUUCGAAAGUCCGACAAUAUCAUGGGCGAAAUGCAUCUUCUAUAAUGGAAGGUACAAAUAGCCAUAAAGAAUCUGAGGGAAACCAAGUAAAAGUAAGUCCGUCUGAGCCGGCUCCGGUAAUAAAGAAUGAUCCUCCUGCUCCGGUGAUAAAGAAUGAUCCUCCUGCUCCAGUAAUAAAGAAUGAUCAUCCUGCUCCAGAAUCCAGGGCUAGUGCGCCUUCAGUUCCCCAGGCCAAAGUAAAUAAUGAUCCACCAGCUCCACAGUCCAGAGUCAGAGUUCCCCCUGGAGGCUUCUCAUCUGGCUUAUGGUGA
This is a messenger RNA of Psylliodes chrysocephalus, 513 nucleotides long. The record is from the annotation of a GenBank genome assembly. Lineage: Eukaryota; Metazoa; Arthropoda; Insecta; Coleoptera; Chrysomelidae.